Penicillium longicatenatum is the source of this 1464-nucleotide messenger RNA. RefSeq lists its product as uncharacterized. The record is from RefSeq and is a predicted model, not a curated record. NCBI's taxonomy places the organism in Eukaryota, Fungi, Ascomycota, Eurotiomycetes, Eurotiales, Aspergillaceae. Bases 1 to 1464 code for a protein of 487 amino acids. The transcript has a single exon.
AUGAAGAUCACACUCCCAACUUUGUUAGGGUUUGCAGUUUCGGCUGCAGCUGCAUCUGCCAAUCUCCAUAUAAAAACCUCUAGCGGUACAGUCCAAGGAGGCGUGAACAGCACAUAUCCCCAUGUCCGUCAAUUCCUGGGAAUUCCUUUCGCCCAGCCUCCCGUUGGAGAGCGUCGCUGGCUUCCUCCCCAGUCACUCCCCGCAAGUGCAACUUCGAAACAUGUCGAUGCGACCACCAUGCCUCCUGCCUGUCCGCAAAUUACGACCGGUACGGUAUUUGCGGAAUAUGAACCGGAAAUCAUCAUCGCUGGUGGUAUGAGCGAGGACUGUUUGACUUUGAGUAUCUGGGCUCCCAACAAUGGCAAGACUGACUUGCCCGUUAUCAUCUGGUUCUACGGAGGUGAAUGGGUCUCUGGAGGAACAGACGUGCCUGCAUGGUAUCCGGCUCCCUGGAUAGAGCGCUCCCAAGAGCACAUUCUGGUCGCUGUGCAAUAUCGUGUGAAUAUGUUCGGCUUCCCUGCUUCAAGGGCUCUUAAAGAGCAAAACCUGGGUAUUUUGGACCAGCGUGCCGGCAUUGAAUGGGUGCACAAGAAUAUCGCUCAUUUCGGAGGUAAUCCCGAGCAGAUGAUCCUCUGGGGCCAGAGUGCAGGCGCAGGCAGUGUUGACAUUCAGAACUUUGCUUAUCCUGAUGACCCCAUUGUCCAAGGGUUCGCCGCCAACUCUGGCUCCGUUUUCCUCACGCUUGGAACACGUUCGACAGACACCGCGGGAACGAACUUCUCGUCGGUUGCUUCACACUUUGGCUGCUCAGGUUCGGCUCAGCACGAGCUGAACUGCUUGCGCAAAGUUCCCGCAUCCAAUAUCACCGCUUAUCUUGGUACCUCAAAUGGUCACAGCCUGACUUUUGCUCCUUUCAUCGACGACCGACUCGUCUUCAAUAACUAUACUGAGCGCUAUCUGGGCAAGCACCUCUCCAACAAGCCUGCCAUCUUCGGUUCCAACCUCGACGAGGGCACUCUGUGGUAUGAUGCCACCGACAGUGCCGCAGCCAAGGCUAUGACCUUAUCUACCUUUGAAUGUCCUGUUCCAUACUCGACCGCCCUCCGACAGUCCCUCGGUUUGACUACCUACCGCUACCAGUACCGCGGGAAUUUCACCAAUAUUUCGCCCGAAUCCGGGCUAGGUGCUUAUCAUACAGCUGAGUUGCCGCUCAUUUUUGGCACUUCCAGCAUCUAUGGCGCCGACACUCACUUCGAGAAGGUUUCCAGUGCCAAGAUGCAAGAUUUGUGGCUGGCCUUUGCGAAGAAUCCCGCGAGCGGACUGUCAAAGCAAGGCUGGCCCAAGUCGACCAGUGGAGAGGUCUUGCUGUUGGCCAACACUGCCAAUCAGAAAGUCUCUGCCUUAGUAGCUGACAGUGUCAUUGACGAUGCUUGCACCAGCUACUAUGCUUCAUAUUUGGUUUAA